This is a messenger RNA of Asparagus officinalis (garden asparagus), 1546 nucleotides long. RefSeq names its product protein arginine N-methyltransferase PRMT10. The transcript has 8 exons. Gene Ontology annotation, molecular function: protein-arginine N-methyltransferase activity. NCBI's taxonomy places the organism in Eukaryota, Viridiplantae, Streptophyta, Magnoliopsida, Asparagales, Asparagaceae. Gene Ontology annotation, cellular component: nucleus. The coding region runs from base 117 to 1220 and encodes 367 amino acids. The record is from RefSeq and is a predicted model, not a curated record. Gene Ontology annotation, biological process: peptidyl-arginine methylation.
GUUCCCGCCUCCGCCUCCUCCUCGACUCAAGCCCUAGAUCACCCAAAGCCCUAAUAAACCCCAGCCCCCAUUCCCCCCCUCUCUCCUUCCUCCUCCUCACCGAGCGUCGAGCGAUAAUGGAGAGCAGGGGCAAUGGAUCGAGCGUGGACAAGGGCGUAGACUUCGCCAACUACUUCUGCACCUACGCGUAUCUCUACCACCAGAAGGAGAUGCUCUCCGAUCGAGUCCGCAUGGACGCCUACUUCAACGCCGUCUUCCAGAACAAGCACCAUUUCAAAGACAAGGUUGUGUUGGAUGUGGGCACUGGCAGCGGGAUUCUUGCGAUUUGGAGUGCACAGGCCGGAGCAAGGAAGGUUUACGCUGUUGAGGCCACAAAGAUGGCUGAGCAUGCCCGAGAGCUUGUUAAGGCUAAUGAUGUUGAGAAUGUGGUUGAAGUAAUUGAGGGAUCAAUUGAGGAUGUUACAUUGCCUGAAAAUGUUGAUGUUAUAAUUUCAGAGUGGAUGGGUUACUUUCUUCUGCGAGAGUCAAUGUUUGAUUCUGUGAUAUGGGCCCGUGACAGGUGGCUGAAGCCUGAUGGGAUGAUGUACCCUAGUCAUGCUCGCAUGUGGGUAGCACCUAUAAGAUCUGGACUUGCAGACCAGAAAAAGGGUGACUUUAAUUCUGCUAUGAGUGACUGGUACAGCUUCGUUGCUGACACUGAAACACAUUAUGGGGUUAAUAUGAAUGCUUUAACAAAGGCAUACCGUGAAGAGAAUGAAAAAUACUAUCUCAAGACUUCAUUGUGGAACAACCUUCACCCACAUCAAAUAGUUGGGACCCCUGCUAUCAUCAAGGAAAUUGAUUGUUUGACAGCUACGGUAGAUGAUAUUCGUAAUGUGACAGCAAACUUCAUGUCGAGCAUCAAUAUCGAUCACACACAAUUAUCUGGAUUUGCUGGGUGGUUUGAUGUUCAUUUUCGAGGUAGCAUGCAGAACCCAGCCAUGAGUGAAGUUGAGUUGACUACUGCCCCUAGCACAGAGGAUUACACACACUGGGGCCAACAGGUAUUUAUGUUACAUCCACCUCCAAGAGUUAAUAAGGGUGACAGUUUAACUGUAUCUUUCUCAAUGAGUCGUUCCAAAGAGAAUCAUCGCUUGAUGGAUGUGGAAUUUGCAUAUGAAUUGCAGCAGGCAUCUGGUCAGAGACAUCCACGCAUCACUUCCAAGUUUUACAUAGAAUGAAAUUGGGCAUGACAUUUCAUGAAAGGAGACUUCAUCAGUACAACACUGACACCGCCCAGAGAGAGCAAUUCUCGUCCUCUUUGGGGGGGAUUAAUGCCGCUGUUGACAGUUAAAAUGUUGUCUGUACCUGUAUCAAACUAACUAUUCUGUUUUCCCAUUAACUAAUUUAUUUUGAUGCUUUCUUUUUGGUAAAAAUUUUGGUUUGCUAUGAGCAGUAGUAGUAGGGUCUCAAUGGAAAUCCCGCAGACGAUAUACAACUCCUGUGAGCCUUUACAAAAUGUUUUUUUUCUUUCCCAUGAACAAAUCUAGUUUCUUUUCAGCCGCGA